Molecule: messenger RNA, 1720 nt
Organism: Toxotes jaculatrix (banded archerfish)
Lineage: Eukaryota; Metazoa; Chordata; Actinopteri; Toxotidae
Gene: fam110a
Product: family with sequence similarity 110 member A
Exons: 2
Coding region: 280-1566 (428 amino acids)
Source: RefSeq, a predicted model, not a curated record
GUGGUUUCAAACACAUUCACACACAGGUUGUAGCACAGUGUGUUUGGGCUAACACCAGAAUCCCAGGAGAGGCUCAGGAGCUCAACAAAAGGAAGUCCAAAUGUCAAGGAACUAGAGUUCAACUGAGAUGCGUCUCUUCAGAAAUGGAGCGGAGAUGAUCGUGAGACAGCCAAACAGAGGCAUAAAUAAAGGAUAGCGUCGCAAUUUCUGCAGGUGGCUAAAAAGAAAAGCUGUAAACAGAAAGUGAACAAGGACAGGUACAACUACUGGUUUUCCAAAAUGCCUGUGGAGACUCUCCGAAGCCCGGUGAGGCAACCAGUGAGGACCACUGUAGCUGCUACACCCCCACGCUUACGGCCCAAGGGGCCAGUGGGGCCAGGCUUCUUUCGGCAAUGCCCUGCAGCAGAAAGCAAACCAAAGCAGAGUGCAGUGGAGAGGCUGGAAGCAGACAAAGCUAAAUAUGUAAAGAGUCGGGUUGCUCUUUCUAAGCAGCAGCCGGUCAGGCCUCCUGAGGUCCAGAAGCCUCUGCUAAGCCCCAGCACUGGCCUGCGGCCCACCAGGAAGACGCCAACCCAAACAAAAACUAAUCAGGAGGGCGUCCAGCUUGACCUUGCGCACCUGAGUAACCUCAUCAGUGGUGUGAAUGAUGGACCCCAGUCCAAUGCCACUGUAAGCUCAGAGGACAGUAAAGUUCCUGAUUGUGCUACCACCUCACACAGAUCUCCUUGCCCCACACCUGCAGGGGCACAACAGAAAAAAGAGAGACCGUGUCCACCUCCCCGUCCUGACUGGUCCAGUCCAGCUAAAGUGAGAUUAAAAGCCUCUGGACUUGCCAAGGUAGAGAAUCCAGGUUCUCCUGGAUCUCCAGCCUCAGGAACGGUACGCAGAGUGGACGUCAUGCCUCAGACCGGCCCUGUGAGGACACCCUGCAGACCAUCUCAGUUCAUCCGGCAGCCCCUUCAGCCCAUACCUUUACAUUUCCAGUUUCCACUCCGCUCGGCUGCUUCACAGAUGCGUCUCUUCCACCCUAGAACAACACCAGGUUCCUCUCCUCUGAAACCUGUUGUUGCCCCAUCUAAACCUGAAAACCCUCCCUCCUCUCCAGCUGAAACCCCUCUCCCUGCUCCACCUCCCCCGAGCUUUCCUGCCUUCCCUCCUCCCUCCCCAGCUAUUACUCGUUUGUCCUCCUCCAGCUCCAGAAAACGGCCGUCUCUGACCCGGUCUAAAUCGGACAUGAGCGACCGGUACUCCAGAGCCGGGACAGAUCUGGAGCGCUUCUUCAACCUGUGCGGUUUGGACCCUGCAGACCUGCAGGAGUUGACUGGAUCUAGUUCUGAUAUUGUCUCCCUCGCCCGUUUUCGUAGUGUGAGCGCUCCGGGGUCUGAGUGUGCAGGCUCCGGUGCACAAGAUGAAAAUAAUGAUGAGGAGGAGGAGGGGGACGAUGGCAACGCUGCAGAACGUGUCCCCUACAAUGUUUCUGUCAUUGAGAGAAACGCAAGAGUGAUCAAAUGGCUGUAUGGGAUCCGUCAGGCCAAGGACAAUGCAAGUAAGAGCACCAAUUUAUAGGACGGUGUUAAACAAAAGUAAAAGUUUCAACAUGUCAAAACUGCAGAAUGCGUGGAGUGAUGGGAUCCCAUGAUUAAACUGGUACUGAAGGUACUGAAGUGAAGCCUGUGAUGAGGUGAUACAGUGAUGGAUGAAAUUUAUUUUUUUUGUUUGU